This is a messenger RNA of Linum tenue, 2954 nucleotides long. Lineage: Eukaryota; Viridiplantae; Streptophyta; Magnoliopsida; Malpighiales; Linaceae. The record is from the annotation of a GenBank genome assembly.
GCCAUGUAGAAUAUGCACCACAUGUGGUUACUGGUAGUGGUAGGUAUGAUUCCAUUGCAAAAAGCGAUAGAAAACCACUUAUUGGCAGGUGGAAGAAGGUGCAUAUCCCACUACACCAGAUCCCACAUGCUUUCUUUUAUGCGCCUGGCGCCAACAGACUUCCACUCUCUCCUCUUUGGGUCUCAAUGUCUUGGGCUUGAAAGCCCAAACCCAAUGACACAUUAGGAUCGGGAUCUGGAUCCUUUAUGGUUUGUCUUCUUCCUCGGCACACUUACACACGUACGAGGCCCCAAUCAACUGGGUAUCUGCCACGUGUGAAGGCCACAGAACCGAACAGAGUAUGAGUGAGAGAGGAAGAGAGAGAGAGAGAGAGAGAGAGAGAGGUCUAUUUGGUGGUGGAGUGAAAAAAAGAACAACAAAUGGAAGCCAACUAGAACAACACCACCACCAUACCGGAAGGAAGAGCAAGCUACAAACCAAAACACCAUUAAACAACUUCCCCGCAAACUAAAAUUAAUAUUCCUUCUUCUCUUUCUGCGUCUUCUGUUCCAUCUCUGUUUCCCCAAUUUCCUCUCUUUCGUAGAACUACUCCUCUUAACCCCCAAAAAAACUGCCUCUUCUCCUCUCUCCGUUCCUUCCUUCGGUUGCAUCAACCUAAGUGACACCUCUGCUUCUUCACCCAUCUGCGGGAUUUCCUGCCUUCUCCAGUAUUUUACUCUUUGUCAAUAGUAGCAGGAGUCAGGGGCUCAGAGGUUUCCAAAGAGAGUCAGAAAAAGGAAUUCUUUUGCGAGGAAAUAUUAGAUCCAAAAGUCUUCGCUUUUUUGAAUCUGCUCUUCAUGGAGCAGCUCGUCAACUUUAUCAUACGCCCGCCCAGAGCUGAAUACAAUCCGAAACAUGAUUUGUUGGAGCAGGAGUUCAUGCUGCGAGGGAAAUUAUACCAGAGAAAGGAUGUUGAGAUUAAGAACAACAGAGGAGAUGUUCUUCAGUGCACUCAUUAUGUCCCCAUCGUGAGUCCUGAAGGAAAGCCAUUGCCCUGCGUAAUUUAUUGCCACGGAAACAGUGGGUGCAGGGCUGAUGCAAGUGAAGCUGCUAUCAUACUCUUGCCUUCCAAUAUCACAGUUUUCACUCUUGAUUUCUCUGGAUCCGGUCUCUCUGGUGGAGAUCAUGUUACCUUAGGAUGGUAUGAAAAAGAUGACCUGAAGUCAGUUGUUGAUUAUUUGAGACAAGAUGGGAAUGUCUCUUUGAUCGGGUUGUGGGGCCGAUCAAUGGGUGCUGUCACCAGCCUAAUGUAUGGGGCACACGACCCUUCAAUUGCUGGAAUGGUGCUGGACAGUCCCUUUUCUGAUUUGGUUGAUUUGAUGAUGGAACUCGUGGACACCUACAAAUUCCGUUUACCAAGAUUCACUGUAAGCAGUUUUGAAUAUUGGGCAGUUCAAGUCUUGGUUUUACUGUUUCCUUACACCCAAUCUCUUGUGCUUUUUUCUCAGGUGAAAUUUGCUAUCCAGUACAUGAGAAAAGCAAUCCAGAAGAAGGCUAAAUUUGACAUAACGGAUCUGAACACUAUUAAGGUAGCCAAAUCUUGCUUUGUUCCGGCUUUAUUUGGGCAUGGGAUUGAGGAUUAUUUUAUACAGCCUCAUCAUUCCGAUCGGAUAUAUGAAGCAUACAUGGGAGACAAGAAUAUCAUCAAAUUUGAAGGAGAUCACAAUUCUCCACGCCCACAGUUCUAUUUUGAUUCGAUAAACAUCUUUUUCCACAAUGUGUUGCAACCUCCAGAUGAUGAGAUUGCAGGGCCUUAUUUGGACACAAUGAUGGAUUACUUUGGUAAGCAUAGUUGGAACAGUGACUAUGACAUAAGUGAUACCCCAGAAUCUUCAGUUUCACCAAAAGUGGCAGGACCGUCAACAAACAGCAGCACAGAAGAUGCUAUCAAGCAAGUCCGACUAAGAAGACCCAUGAGUCGGAUUGAGGUUCCCUCGGAUAUUCCAUCGACAGAAGACCAAUCCAAAAAUGAGGGCGGAGAAACUGACGAUAAUGAUCUAGUACCAUCGUCGUCUUCUCGAAUGAUUAGCUUCGAGCUGGCCUCCAAUGGGAAUCCAUAUGGUCCACAUGUUCCGACAGCGCCAGAUGAUGAUCAGUACGUAGAAUACCAACUGGAGGACUUGUCAGCCGCCCCAUCUAACGCAGAGGAGGAAGAAAGGAUGCUGAUGGAAGCAAUCAUCGCAUCCUUAAAGGACAUGGAUGUACCAGCAAACUCCACUGGUACAGAAUUAUCUCUAAGUGCAGCAGUAACAGCUGCAUCAGAUGUCCAGACUAGUGAUUCAAAAGAGGAGCUGCUACAAGUGGUUUCAAAAUCGGCAGAAUCAACAUCCUCUUCUUCGUCGAGCAAUGGUGAAGCUUCGAGUGCAGAACGUCCAUCUUCCAUAGUGGAAUCAACGACGACAGCAACAAGUCGUGGUGACACUACAUCAACUGGCAGCAUUGUGGAGACUGACUUGUCUGGUAAGACAAAAGCGACACUGACAGUAGAACGGAACCCUAUGAACCAUAACAUUAUGGAUGGUAUAAUGCGGCGUUGGGAUUUCAGCCUGUUCAGAAACAACCGAUGAUGAAAAGACGAAGGGGGGUAAACGAGCUUAUGAGGUUCCUGCUCCCCUGAUUGAAGUUGGAGAUUCGUUUGUUCUGUAAUUAAAGAUAGAAUCAGGGUGGUUUUUUUUUCCUAGUAGAUUUGUGUAAAGGUGCUUUUGAGAAGAAAGCGAAAAAAGAAACAGAAGAAGAAAGAUGAUGAUCAUGGUUUCUGCUACUUCUAUUGAUUCCUCUGAUGCAAAGGAAAAAGGAAGAAAUUUGUAAUGGUUUACUCUCACUGUGGCCGUGUGGAGCUGUUUGAUUGAUUGAUUGAUUUUGUGCUUUCACGAUCCUCUUUCCGCCUUUUUCCUGUGGAACUAAGGCAUGCUUUG